Arachis duranensis is the source of this 3443-nucleotide messenger RNA. RefSeq names its product auxin response factor 2B. The coding region runs from base 344 to 2938 and encodes 864 amino acids. Gene Ontology annotation, biological process: response to hormone; regulation of DNA-templated transcription. The record is from RefSeq and is a predicted model, not a curated record. Gene Ontology annotation, molecular function: DNA binding; protein binding. Gene Ontology annotation, cellular component: nucleus. NCBI's taxonomy places the organism in Eukaryota, Viridiplantae, Streptophyta, Magnoliopsida, Fabales, Fabaceae. The transcript is spliced from 15 exons.
CAACACCAAGCACCUCUCUCUCUCUCUCUCUCUCUCUCUCUCUCUCUCUCUUCUUGCUCCUCUCUCCUCUCUUCCUUCUGCUUAUUCAGCUUUUUUUUAUCCUCUUUGCUUCAACAAUUAACCUUAGAAGGGAAAAAACAGACACCAAAGGUUGAAUUUUGUUGCUUCUCUUUAGAAGACGAAGAAGAAGAAGAAGAAUCUGUGUGGUGUUUUUUGUUGAAUUUGAGAGUUAUUACUUUCAGUGAAAGGGAGAUUUUUUUAUUAUUUUUAAUUUUUAUUUUGGGGAAUGCGAAGUUUGUGGAAAUAGUGUGUUUUGGAUGAGAGAUCUGUGUUUGUCGGAGAAAUGGCAUCAUCGGAGGCAGCAACAACCAUCAAGGUUAAUGGUAAUUCUCACAACAAUAACAACAACAACAACAACUCUUCGGAGCUGAACAACAAUGUUCAUUCUUCAUCUUCUUCCUCCACCUCACCCAAAGACGCGGAAGCUGCACUUUACAGGGAGCUAUGGCAUGCGUGUGCAGGUCCUCUUGUUACAGUUCCAAGAGAAGGAGAAAGAGUUUUCUAUUUCCCUCAGGGACACAUAGAACAGGUGGAGGCGUCAACAAAUCAGGUGGCUGACCAACACAUGCCUGUGUACGAUCUUCCUUCCAAGAUCCUUUGUCGGGUCAUCAACGUGCAGCUCAAGGCGGAGCCCGACACAGAUGAGGUGUUUGCCCAGAUUACCUUGCUUCCGGAACAAAAUCAAGAUGAGAAUGCGGUCGAGAAAGAACCUCCACUGCCACCACCACCGCGCUUCCAUGUACAUUCAUUCUGUAAGACGCUGACCGCAUCUGAUACAAGCACCCACGGUGGGUUUUCCGUUCUGAGGCGACAUGCUGACGAGUGCCUUCCUCCCCUGGAUAUGUCAAAGCAGCCGCCUACCCAGGAAUUGGUGGCGAAGGAUUUGCAUGCGAAUGAAUGGCGAUUUAGGCACAUAUUCCGAGGUCAACCUCGGAGGCACUUGCUUCAAAGUGGCUGGAGUGUUUUUGUUAGCUCCAAGAGGCUAGUUGCUGGGGAUGCCUUCAUAUUCUUAAGAGGUGAGAAUGGGGAGCUUCGUGUGGGCGUACGGAGAGCGAUGAGACAGCAGGGGAAUGUCCCAUCCUCGGUUAUUUCUAGCCACAGUAUGCAUCUUGGGGUUCUUGCAACUGCUUGGCAUGCCAUCUUGACAGGAACCAUAUUCACUGUUUAUUAUAAACCGAGGACUAGUCCUGCUGAGUUCAUUGUUCCAUACGACCAAUAUAUGGAAUCUCUAAAGAAUAAUUACACCAUAGGGAUGCGGUUUAAAAUGAGGUUUGAAGGUGAAGAGGCUCCAGAACAGAGGUUUACUGGUACCAUUGUUGGAAUAGAAGAUGCUGACUCAAAAAGGUGGCCUGAAUCAAAAUGGAGAUGCCUCAAGGUGAGAUGGGAUGAAACAUCUAACAUUCCCCGUCCAGAGAGGGUUUCCCCUUGGAAAAUAGAGCCUGCUCUUGCUCCUCCAGCUCUGAACCCUCUUUCAAUGCCCAGGGCUAAAAGGCCUCGAUCUAAUGUACCUAAUGUACCAAUUCAAUCAUCCCAAGAUUCUUCUGUCCUAACUCGAGAAGCAUCGUCUAAAGUAAGCGCAGACCCUUCACCAGCAAAUGGAUUCCCAAGGGUCUUGCAAGGUCAAGAAUUCUCGACCUUGCGUGGCAAUUUCGCAGAAAGUAACGAGUCCGACACAGCUGAGAAAUCUGUUGUUUGGCCACCUGUAGAUGAUGAGAAAGUUGAUGUUGUUUCAAUGUCACGGAGGUACGGUUCAGAGAACUGGAUGUCAAUGGGAAGGCAUGACACGUCCUAUUCAGAUCUUCUUUCAGGUUUUGGGGCCAGCGGAGAUCCGUCCCAUCCAUCCUUGGGAGAUCAAAUGGGUGGACCUGUGGCCUACUCUGCCAGAAAGCAUGUGUUAGAUCGCGAAGGCAAACUUAAUGUGCAUCAUCCUUGGCCAGCAAUGUCCUCAGGUUUUUCACUAAACCUCUUGGAGCCUAGUACGAAAGAAUCUCCACGCGGCAGCGAAACACCUUACCAAGCUCGAGGGAAUUUGAGGUACGGCCCAUUCAGUGAAUAUCCGGUCAUUCCUGGUCACAAAGUUGAGCAUCCACAUGGAAAGUUGAUGCUGCCACCACCCCCAACUCAAUACGAGAGUCCUUGUUCAAGAGACCUUAUGUCCAAACCAAUGUCAGCGAAAACAUAUGAGACAGCGAAACCAAAAGAAGGUGACUGUAAGCUAUUUGGCAUCUCACUUAUCAGUAGCCCUACUGCUGCACCGGAGCCUUCUGUAUCACAUAGAAGUGGGACGACUGAGCCAGCUGGUCAAGCACAUCUCAAAUCACACCACCAACGCACUUCUGAAAAUGAUCAGAAAACAGAACAAUCAAAGGGCUUGAAAUCGGCAGAUGGUCAAGUUAUUGUUGAUGACCAUGACAAACCGUCAAAAACUUCCCAGGUGCAUCUUAAAGAUGGUCAGGCCAAACCACUAAGCAGCUCAGCUAGGAGUUGCACCAAGGUCCACAAGAAGGGGAUUGCGCUUGGUAGGUCUGUGGAUCUGACAAAGUACAGCAACUAUGAUGAAUUGGUUGCUGAAUUGGAUCAGCUGUUUGAAUUUGGAGGUGAAUUAAUGUCAACAAGAAAGGAUUGGCUUAUUGUCUACACUGAUAAUGAGGGUGACAUGAUGCUCGUCGGGGACGAUCCAUGGCAGGAGUUCUGUGCCAUGGUUCGCAAAAUUUAUAUCUACCCGAAAGAGGAGAUUCAAAAGAUGAGCCCAGGUACCUUAAGUUCAAGAAAUGAAGAGAAUCAUUCAGCUAGUGAAGGAACUGAGGCAAAAGAAGUCAAAAGUCAGCUGCACCAGAAGUUAAAUUCAGAAAGUGUGGCUACGGUCCACGAUAAUUAGUAGCUUGAUUACUUAUAACUUCCAGAUUCAGGGCUGGAAAAUACGGGACCGUAAAAUUCUGCUUUUCGGUUGGAGAAUAUGGCCUGAAGAACUUUUAAUUAACUGUUGUUUGCUUUUGAAGUGACUUUGUGGAAUCAGAAUAUGGAUGGCAUUUGAACCGAGUAUCCAUCCAAUUUUGGACAUAAUCCUGGAAGUUAGUAGAGAGUAUGUGCAUCAUGCCAAAUUAUACACUCCCUAGUAGUACUAGUGUUGUAAUCAUUGUGUUUUAGAGCAAAGGUAUGAUAUGGGGUGAUAUCAUAAAAACCUUGCAUUUUUUUAUCAACAACAAUCCUCUACCAUUUUAGCAGUAGUAUUAGUAGUAGUAGUUGUACAUAGUUUGUUUUUCACUCCUUCCCUCUGAACAGUGAACACCUCCAACCCCAUUAAUGUAAUGAAGUUCAUUAAUACAAGGGAGGGAGCCUUAUGUCUUAUGGUUGGAAAACUAAGUUUAUCUGAUGAUUUUUAA